UUCAUCUCCUUCCUCCAAUUUUCCCCUUUCGCCGGCUGCGCUAAACCCUAGCCAAAGCCAUCUGCUUCCUCCGUUCCUCUCCCCUUCCGCCGCUGCGCAAAACUCUCGACCCUUCUGCCACAGCUGCGAGCUCCCAAUCCCGCGGAGCAGGCCGGCGAUGUCGGGCGCCGGCGCCAACCCUUCGAGAUCCGCCAUCGUGGCUAACACGGCGAGUGGGCACCACUAUCUCACGAUUCAGGGCUACUCCCGCACUAAGGGCAUUCCCACCGGAGAGGGCGUCAGGUCCCGCCCUUUUAUUAUCGGCGGCCAUCGCUGGCGCAUCGACUACUACCCCAACGGAAAAACCUCCGAGUUCGCGGAUUAUGUAUGCGUCUCCCUGAUACUCGACGAAGAUGUCGCGGACGCGGUGAAGGCGCAGUGGGACAUCGGCCUCGCCGGCGAGGAAGAGGAGGCGGAGCAAGUGGCAUCUCUGGCAUCGAAAUCGCUGGACAAGUUCGCCUCCUGGAAAGGCUGGAUUUACAGGACCUUCGUCAAAAGGGAGGACCUGGAGAGGUCCAAGAAUCUCAGGGACGAUUCCUUCACCCUCCGCUGCGACAUCGUCGUCGUCCUCGACUGCCGCACGGAGGACAGAGCGGCGGCCUUCGUCUCGGUGCCCCCGUGCGACCUGGGCCGGCAACUGGGUGACUUCUUUCGGACCAAGAAGGGCACCGACGUGGUGUUCGAGAUCGGUGGCGAGACCGUCGCCGCGCACAGGUGCGUGCUCGCCGCCCGCUCCUCGGUCUUCAGCGCCGAGCUCUUCGGACCGAUGAAAGAGGGCAAUGCUGCCAGCGUCGUGCCCAUACAAGACAUGGAUGCAGACGUGUUCAAGGCGUUGCUCCACUUUGCGUACACGGGCUCAUUGCCUAAGCCUUUGAAGGAAGACCAAGAUGCAAUGUGCCAGCACCUGCUCGUAGCUGCGGACAGGUACGACAUGGGGCGGCUGAAGCUUAUCUGCGAGGAGAAGCUGUGCGAGUACAUCAAUGUGGGCUCGGCGGCGACCAUCUUGGCUCUAGCCGAGCAGCACCGUUGUGUGGGGCUGAAGAAGGCUUGCUUGAAUUUUCUAGCCGCUCCGGCAACUCUGAAGGCGGUCAUGGCCACCGAUGGCUUCCAGCAUCUGAGCCGGAGCUGCCCUUCUCUCAUGGUUGAGCUCAUGGCCAUGUCCUUGCCGCAUUAGCUGAGUGUUAAAGGCUUAGCAAUGGUGAAUCAUGGUUUCUAGACUAAUGUAAUCAGGUAGCUGUUUUAGUACUUAGUAGUAGAUGGCUGCAUCCUAAAUAGCCUCAUCUUGCCCCUGUUUUGUCAGUUAAUCGCAUCACUGCAACUGUGGCAGUUAACCAGGAAGUGCGUUCAAAUCAGACGGCAUAUAUUGCUCAGGUUCUGGGCAAUGGUAACUCAUGGUUUGGAGGUGUU
Lolium perenne is the source of this 1446-nucleotide messenger RNA. Its product is annotated as BTB/POZ and MATH domain-containing protein 2-like. Lineage: Eukaryota; Viridiplantae; Streptophyta; Magnoliopsida; Poales; Poaceae. The record is from RefSeq and is a predicted model, not a curated record. Gene Ontology annotation, molecular function: protein binding. Gene Ontology annotation, biological process: protein ubiquitination.